GUGAUUGGAUGCAAUGGAACAGUAAGGCAAGAACACUCGGCACUCGAUUACUGUUGUUGCCUGGUGCCUUAGUGACGCAAGGCGACGCCUACAGACGCCCUGUGGCCGUGCUGGACGACUCCAGAAGUGUGUUUUUUGGUUGUUUUUUGUUUUUUUGGGAACCAGAAGUAGUACAAAUCGCGCCUCCCGUAACGUCCGCUUUAACCCUUUAACCGCUUCAGAAGGAACGGGUUCGCUCGCCCGAAUCCGAAGUAGUAAAGAACUGCUGCUAGAACAGCAGCUAGAAGUGAAGAGGUCUGUGCGAUCGUUGAAGAAAGAGAGAGAGAGAGAGAGCGAGAGAGAGAGCGAGAGAGAGAGAGCGAGAGAGUGCAAAAGAGUGAGUGUAGAAUAGUUUGUGUGGGUGGUGUUAAGGUUCCUUCAAUCAAGGGUACACGCGUGCAGUGCAGCAAUUCAGCGUCACCGAACCAACAAUCAGACGUGGAGGAGGAGAAGGAGAAAGAGGAGAAAGAGGAGAACGAGGAGCAGAAGGCCAGUAACAGUAAGCUCCCAGUAAGCUGCUACUAUCAACAAAACAAGCGGAUCGUACGCGUCCACCCUGCCGGUGGCCCGAUUGGAGGAGUACCGAGCCGAGGAUUAUGGAGCCAGAACCAGCCUGGAGCCGGAUCCAUGGGUGCGGGCCACCGUACAUCACUGCCGAAGCUGAAGAAAAUCAAGCCCAGCAGUACGGUGAGGUGAACCAGCUCGGCGGUGUGUUCGUGAAUGGGCGACCGCUGCCGAACAGUACGCGGAUGCGGAUAGUGGAGCUGGCCCGGCUCGGUAUCCGGCCGUGCGACAUCUCGCGCCAGCUCCGCGUCAGCCACGGGUGCGUGUCGAAGAUACUGGCGCGCUACCACGAAACCGGCUCGAUACUGCCCGGUGCAAUCGGUGGCUCGAAACCGCGCGUCACCACCCCGAAGGUGGUCACGUACAUCCGGGAGCUAAAGCAGAAGGAUCCGGGCAUCUUCGCCUGGGAGAUCCGGGACCGGCUGCUGUCGGACGGUGUGUGCGACAAGAACAAUGUGCCGAGCGUGAGCUCGAUCUCGCGCAUCCUGCGCAACAAGCUCGGUGGCAUUGGGCACCACCACCACCACCACCACCAUCACCACCACGGGGGCGGAAAUGGUGGAGGCAAUGGUGGUAAUGGUGGUUCGGGUACCGGUGGCCCCGGUGGCGGUAAUGGGGGCUCGGGUGGUGGUGGUGGUGGUGUCGGUAACCAUGGGACACACCCGUCCGCCCACCUCUACAACUCCAUCUACCCCACGUACCCGUACACGGCCGGUUCGCUGAAAUCGGAACUGUCGUGCGGGGGCAGCCCCUCACCCCCCACCGGUACAACGCCGAUGCGGAGCCCACACGCCGCCCACUGUUGGCCCUCGUCCCAUUCGGUCACCGACAUUCUGGCGAACGCGCACCACCAGGCGGCAGUGGCGGCCCUCGUGCGCAACGGGGGCACCCCCACCUCCCAGUGUCACACGACGCCACCACCGGCGGUACCGCAUGGGCCCGCCCAUGCCCACACGCUCGUUGGGGCGGGCGUCACGAUGGCGGCGGCGGCGGCGGCCGUCGGUGGUAUGAACGGGUCGGCAUCGAGUACGGCGGCGGCGGCGGCGGCGGCCGCUGCCGCUGCUGCAGCCGCUGCCGCGGCCGCCGGUAAUGCGGCCGCGAUGCACCAGCACCACCACCACCACCAUCACCACCAGAUGCAGGACACGGUGACACCGCAGUCCCCGAACUCGUACAACUACUACAUGUACUUGCAGAGCGGUGGCAUGCACCACGGGGGGCUCGCCAGCGCCUCCGGUUUAUAG
This is a messenger RNA of Anopheles aquasalis, 1847 nucleotides long. RefSeq names its product paired box protein Pax-1-like. Gene Ontology annotation, biological process: regulation of transcription by RNA polymerase II; anatomical structure development. Gene Ontology annotation, molecular function: RNA polymerase II cis-regulatory region sequence-specific DNA binding; DNA-binding transcription factor activity, RNA polymerase II-specific. The record is from RefSeq and is a predicted model, not a curated record. NCBI's taxonomy places the organism in Eukaryota, Metazoa, Arthropoda, Insecta, Diptera, Culicidae.